This is a messenger RNA of Haemorhous mexicanus (house finch), 555 nucleotides long. Its product is annotated as transthyretin-like. Gene Ontology annotation, molecular function: thyroid hormone binding. Bases 69 to 512 code for a protein of 147 amino acids. Gene Ontology annotation, biological process: purine nucleobase metabolic process. NCBI's taxonomy places the organism in Eukaryota, Metazoa, Chordata, Aves, Passeriformes, Fringillidae. The record is from RefSeq and is a predicted model, not a curated record. The transcript is spliced from 4 exons.
CCUUGAUAUAAAAUCACAGCUCCCACCAUUUUCUGCUUACUGACACAGACUUCCUAGUGGUAGGCAAAAUGGCUUUUCAUUCUGCAUUUCUCGUUUUCUUAGCUGGCCUGGCACUUUGCUCUGAAGCUGCACCGUUGGACCCUCCUGAUGCCAAGCAUCCUCUUUCUGUAAAAGUCGUGGAUUCCGUCCGAGGAAGUCCAGCUUCAAAUGUUGCAGUUAAAUUAUAUAAAGGAGCUGCAGAUGGAUCUUGGGAACUGUUAAAUUCACAACAAACCAAUGAAAAAGGAGGUCUCCCAGAGCUUACAACGAAAGAACAAUUUGUAGCAGGGUUAUACAAGCUUGAGCUUGAUACAGCCUCUUACUGGAAGAGUCUGGGCUUGAAUCCCUUCCACCAACACGCUGAUGUGGUGUUCACAGCUAAUGAUGCUGGUAAUCGGCGUUACAAGAUUGCUGUUGUCCUCAGUCCCUUCUCUUACUCAACCACAGCAGUAGUUAGUGAGCCAGUGGAAUAAAAGCUGACAUUAAGCAUGAAAAUAAAUAAAUGAUAAGAACUUA